AUUAUGAUAACACGUCCACUUAAAAUCCACCUCGCCACAACCAACUUACAGAUUAAAUUAAAAUGCAUAAAUAUCGUAUGCUUUAUGGUGCUUUUUCAAUCAACAAGUUAAAUAUAGGCUCGUUAUUUAUUUUCAAGUGAGUGGAAUGUAGAAUUAGAGCUUUCUCAAACAUUUUACAUGUUCUGGACCUCUACAAAAUAUUAUGCCACGGGAUAUCAUAAUCACAAAAUGUAUUUUGGAAUUUACCAUGCCAUGGUUGAUUGAAAUUACUGAACAAUACGGUAGCAACAAUACUAGAUAGUACGUAGUUGUACCGUUUGCCAACGUUUUAUAUUAUCCCUUUAAAUCUCUUGCGACGAACUCCGAAUUUGGUUAUGGGGUGGUGACAUAAAGAUGAUAUAAAGAAUCGGACGUUGUAUAAUUAAUAAAUAGCAACAGUUUUUGUUAAGGCUAUGAAAUAUGAAACAAGGUGCACAAUUAUAUUAAAAUGCCCUGUAAAAAAUUGAAUACUAGUAUAGUAUGCGCUAUUUAAUUAAAACAAAAUGAGGAUGGUAAACAGCAGGAAAGGGAUUUACAUAUUAUGGAUUUGGUUACUAUCGUGCACUCGAAUCGCCAUGGCAACUUGUUUGAACGGCAAACCACCAUUUUCUCACCAAGGUGUCCGUUUCUGUCCUUAUGAUUAUCAUGGAUGCUGUACCUUUGGCCAGAUCUACGUAAUUCACCAACGGUUAAAUCAAAUGAAUAGAGGAUUCGUGAAUAUGGGUCUUGGGGAAAACGAUUGUACUCACUGGAUCAUGAAUUUGCUGUGCAUGGAAUGCUCUCCCUUUGCGUAUGAACUCUUAAAGCUUCAAAAUCCAGGAGCGUCUAUACCACGAACCGAACCGAGGGAAUUUGCAGAUCCCAUAUCAGCGAUGUGUACAAAGGAUUGCGUGCAGAUGCUAGACGAAUGCCCCGCUAUCAAAAUGAUGCAAACAUUUGUUACUCAAACCCAGGCACAAAAGAUGACCUCGAAACAAUUAUGUAAAUCCGUUGAAAAGCGCCGACAUAGCACGACAACGACAACAUACAAACAAAUGUGUUAUCCUGACCUAGUCAGUGAUCCGUGGAAAGCUCAGUCGCCUGAGACAACAGAUCGAAAUGAUCCCGAUUGCUUUUGCGUGGAAGAUAUAAUCACAUCGGGGAUAGAGCAAGUGGUCUUUCUGAUCCCAUCUACAGACAACUCGGGGCGUGUAUUCUUUGGUGAACAAAAAGGCAAGGUUAACAUUAUUAAGAAUCCUGGUAAAGAUAACACCAUUUCUGUCUUCUUAGAUAUCGAGCAUCUAGUAUAUAAUGGGGGAGAGCAUGGACUGCUAGGAAUGGACUUCCAUCCUGAUUUCCAAAACAAUGGACGGUUUUAUGUUUACUAUAGUGUCUUAGCAACGGUUACAACAUCGAAUAGAAUACCCGAUUCGCGGAUAAGUGAAUUCCGAACAUUUCCAAACAAUAAGGAUGUAGCAGAUAUAAGUACUGAACGUGUGAUUCUUAAUAUUCCUCAACCGGGCUAUAAUCAUCAGGGAGGACAGCUAUCCUUCGGGAAAGACGGCUAUCUGUAUCUUUUUUGUGGCGACGGUGGUCCGGGGAAUGAUCCCAAUAGGUUUGGACUGGAUAGGAGUGUUUUGUAUGGGAAGAUAUUGCGGAUUGACGUGUCCAAUACAUCUGUACCAUAUACAAUACCAGACGACAACCCGUUUGUCGGUGAAGCUGGGGUGAGAGAAGAGAUAUACGCAUAUGGCCUGCGCAACCCAUGGAGAGGAGAUUUUGACACUGGGAAUCGACAGACUGGCGAGCACGAAGGGAGAGUGUUCAUCAUUGACGUUGGCCAGAGAUUCUGGGAGGAAGUCAAUAUAUUAGUGAAAGGUGGCAACUAUGGCUGGAGUGAGAGAGAGGGCUACGCAUGCUUUAAAGGCAGGUGUGAUGGACCCAGGGAAGGGUCGGAGUUAUUUCCGAUAUUUGCAUAUGGUCACGAAGAAGGACUGUCCAUCACUGGCGUACAACUAUACCGGGGAUUAAGCAGUCCUAAUUAUGAGGGAUUUUUACUGUUAGCUGAUUUGGCAUUCAUUGGACGGGGUCAAAAGUUUCAGAGAAAACUAUGGAAAGUAACUGAUCCAGGGGUGGAGGGUAAUUGGACUGACUAUAAGAGGAUUGGUUUGUGUGACGUUUCAGUAUGUGACCCACAUUUGGGGUACUCUGAUAACCCCAUCCCAGGGAGCAUUUUAUCGUUUGGCAAAGAUGGAAAUGGUGAGUUGUAUAUACUGAACGGACUAGGUGGUGAUUCUCGAAUCCAACGCUUUGUAGACCCAUUCAGAACAAGUAAUCCCGCUCAAGACGGAAAAGUUUGUGGUCUCGAUAUCGUCAUUGCUAUUGAUGUGUCAUGUCAUAAGGCAUCCAGUUAUGCAGCCGCUGUUUUGCAAGACUUCGUACUCCCACUUGCAAAAGAACUUCGCUCGGGAUCUCGACUAACUGUGAUGUCCUUCCAUAAGAAAACGAAAACUAUGCUCCAGCUUACGGUGGGCUCGAGGACAAGUCCAAUGGAUCUAAUUGCUGCGUUAAGAGCGUUGAAAUUAAAGGGUAUCAAAACGUGUAAACGAAAUCUGAAAACCGUUUUGAAAACAGUUAAGAGAACGAUUGGAGAACAAGGUCGCGAUAAAACAAUCGUGAUUAUAGCAACAAAUGACAACUCCAAAGAUUUGAAUAUUAAAGAUCUAGCUAACAAAGCAAAGGUUUUAAAGAAGAAAUCCUCGAUUAUGAUUCUCUCAUCGAGCUUUGCGCAUUCACCCAAAUCUGUUUUGGAACAAAUUGCCAGUGAACCGCAGGCCUCGGAGAAUGGUUCGAGUAUGUGGGAGCCACUGAUAAUUUUAGAUCCCUCAUCAUCGGGACUAAUUGGAGUAGGGCCUCGGAUAGUUGGAGGACUCUACAGAAAACACUGUCUCCUUUAUUUUCACAUAUGAAGCAUGUCGCCAGGACAAAAUGGAAAACAAUAGGCGUUGACCCCUUUAUUAUAUUAUCAAAUGUGAAGUAUUCUUGUUCUUCUGUUUUGGGACAAAAAUCUCAUUUUCAUAUUGGAUCUAAUGGAGAGCUUUCAAUCAAACUUUUGUCAAAGGAUGAUUGUUUAGUGGACAUCGGCUAGGAAAAAGCACACAACACGUUUUUUUGAAGUUUUGAUAUUGUUACCAACGAAGAUCUCAGAAAACCGUUUCUCAGAUAUGUGGAAUGAAUAUAAGAAAAUAUAUUUCACUUUUUGUGAUUUUGUAACAGGGGUCUAUGGAGAAUCUCCCCUACCUAGAAGUCACAUUUUCAAAAAAAUAAAUUUUCAAAAUUGAUAAACACUUUAAAAUCACA
This is a messenger RNA of Owenia fusiformis, 3378 nucleotides long. The record is from the annotation of a GenBank genome assembly. Lineage: Eukaryota; Metazoa; Annelida; Polychaeta; Sabellida; Oweniidae.